CCGCAGCCGGGACACACGGCGGGCACCGGCUGCAGCUCCCCCGGCUGCUCCUGCGGAAUUCCAGCUCCUCCUGGGAGCGGCAGCUCCCGGCACAUCGCGCCGGACAGGGCACGGUGGGGCAGCUGUCAAAUGGCAGCGCUUUAGGUCGUGACACGGAUCCGGCGCUGAGGGGAAACCCGAGAGUCUGGGGGCCGGUUCGUGGGCGGGCUUUUCUUUCAAGAGCCCGUCCGCCCGCCGCCGCUCUGGGGAUGGCAGCGUAGGAUCCCCGAGGAUGGGGGCCCCGCGCAGGGACCGGCCCCGCUGGCUGGGGACCCUCCUGGCCGCCUGUCUGGCCACCCUCCCGGGCAUCAGCGCCUGUCCCCGGCCCUGCGCCUGCCACGGCUCCGCCGAGCUCCACUGCACCUUCCGCUACUUCAGCGCCGUCCCGCCGCGCAUCCCGCCGGACGUGCAGCGCAUCAACCUGGGCUACAACAGCCUGCGAGCGCUCAGCCCCACGGACUUUGCUGGCCUGGAGAAACUGGAGUUACUGAUGCUGCACAGCAAUGAGAUCAGCGUGAUCCCUGAGAAGGUGUUCAGCGAUUUACGCUCACUACAGGUUUUAAAAAUGAGUUACAACAAGGUCAGAGGGCUUCAGCAGGAUGUAUUUUAUGGCCUGAACAGCUUGGUACGGCUGCAUAUGGACCACAAUCAAAUUGAAUUUGUGAAUCCCAAUGUCUUCUAUGGACUCACUUCCUUGAGGUUGGUCCACCUGGAUGGAAAUUUACUUCAGCAGCUGCAUCCAGACACUUUUGUUACCUUGCGCUACAGUCAAAUAUUCAGAAUAUCCUUCCUGAAGCACAUCUCUCUGUCUGACAAUGUGCUGACUUCACUUCCACAAGAAAUGUUUUCCUACAUGUCAGAGCUUGAGAGCAUUUACCUCCACGGAAACCCCUGGUCCUGUGAUUGCAGCCUGCAGUGGUUUGCAGAGUGGGCACAGGAGAGACCAGAUGUUAUAAAGUGCAGAAAAGAAAGAAGUUCUGGUGUCCAGCAAUGCCCAGUCUGUGCUGGUCCCAAAAAUCACAACGGGAAAAGUUUAGUGGAUCUUCCUUCUGCAUCUUUCACCUGCAGUAAGCCAGUCAUCCAUGACUCCCUGAAAUCCAGAGACCUCGUGGUGCCAGACGAUGGGGAUUUCAGUUCUGUGUCUCCCAAGGACUUGGUAGCUCCGAUGGGAUCUGUGGUUCUGAAUAUGACUGACCAAGCAGGAAAUCAAGGCCACUUGGUUUGCAAUGUCCAGAAACCUGAAGAAAUGUCUCCCAUCUCAUUUGACAAAAAUGGCUCCAGCACAGUGCUCAAAACCUCGUUCUCAGCACUCCUGGUGUGUGGCGUUGACUCUGGACACAUCCAGCAGCUGUGGAGCAUCCUGGCACUGUACAGCAGCGCUCCUUUGAGACUGGAGCAAACUGAGCGCGCGACCCACGCACCUUCUAUCAGCUACAAAUACAGGCAGAUCUCCAGUGAGAAAGACGAGCUUUUCACCAAUGUCCAGGCUGCCCUGCGAGCCGAGCCAGGCUGGCUGAUGCAGAGCAGAGUGUCCCUGCAGCUGGACAGGACGGCCACCACGCUCAGCACGCUCCGCGUCCGCUACGCCGCCGACGCCCGCAUCAGCGCGCCCAGCGACGGCAGAGACCGGAGACAGAGCUGGGCCCUCAUCGCCAGGGACAACAGCACCCGCACGGAGCACACGGUGCUGGCCGGGGGCACCGCGGAGCUGGGCUGCCGGGCAGCCGGGGAGCCCGCUCCUGCCGUGGAGUGGGUGCUGCCCGACGGCAGCAAGCUGCGGGCUCCCCACAUCAGCGAGGACGGCAGGGUGGCGGUGCUCGGCAGCGGGGCGCUGGCGCUGCGGGCGGCCGACGUGUUCGACACGGGGCUCUACCACUGCACCAGCUCCAACCACGGGGACGCCGACGCGCUCGCCUUCCGAGUCACGGUGGUGGAUCCUCACGUGGAGCACAGUGGCGUGAACGGGGCCCGGCUCUGGGCUGCUCCCGGCAGCACAAUUCACCUUCCCUGCACAUCCACGGCCGCUCCGGACGCUGCUGUCACCUGGGUGUUACCUGAGCACACAGUCCUUCGUCAGUCUGCAGGAAACAAACACAUUUUUGCCAAUGGCACCUUGAGGAUACAAGGGGUGACGGAGAGAGACGUGGGCUACUUCCAGUGUGUCGCAGCCAACCGGUACGGCGUUGACAUUUUGGUUUUCCAAGUGCAAAUGAGACAGGAUGGAACUGCCCUGAAGAAAAAGCACGGAGCUCUGGGAGAGUGGGAAGAGGGCUCUGGCAAUGAGCUGCUGCACUCUGCUGCAGCACAGAGACAUCCCUCAGCCAGCCCAGCCACCCUGGCUCCUCCUGCCAGCAGCCAGGGCACACAGAGCCCACGUCACAGGAACGGCCACGGGAAAAGGCCUCCCUGGCCCUACGGAGACAGAGCGGGCAGGCGGUUCAGGGGACACAGGAGACAGUUUGUUUCCUCAGGCAGGAGAGCUGAUCCACAGCGCUGGGCAGCCUUGCUGGAGAAAACAAAGAGAAAUUUGACGGUGACAGACAAAGGAGGAGAAGUUGCAACAGAACCACCCAUUCGAGUCCAUAAGCUCUCAGAGGUACCCGAGGAUGAGGAGGAGACAUCUGGUGAUCUCAUAUCUCCAGAAGAAGAAUUCUUGAUACCAGCGACAGAGAGAUCCCCAGUGUCUGCUCUGGGGAGAGCAACAGAGCUCACGAUCACUGCAGGGCCCGAGGAGGCCGUGAAUCCCACCCCUGCCUGGUACGCCUCCCCCCUGCCCACAGAGCCAUCCACUCCCCCACCCUCACCUCCUCCACACUCCCUGGCACCUGCCAGCAAAAGGCCACAAACACUUACAAAACCUACAGACUCAUGGCAAAGAUCUGAUUUGAGUCAAGUAUCAGCAAAUGGUGUAAAACAAUCAACUGUACCAAGUGGAACAUCCACACUCCUCCCUGCUGGGCAAAAGUCAAUAUAUUCUGGGGGAAGUCAUAAUCAGCAUCUCAAGUCUGCAUCCAUGACACCCACAACAGAAACUACAGGCACCAGCAAGGCUGUAACUCCCCAAAACUCAGCAGACAAGUUACCUAUUAUUACUGAGCCUAUUGAUAACAUUUCCACCAAAACAGCUCACCAGGUCCCUGUGGUGACAGUCAGUGCCCCAAGCUCUGAAUCUGGCCUCAUUUAUUUCCAUAGUACUCAAAAAGGAGGAACCCCUAAUCCACCACUGGCCUCGACUUUGGCUACUCAUCAGCAAAUUGGGGUUCUCCAGGACGUCCCGACUCACCCACCCCAGCCCCAGCAGCACCAUGGAAGACGGAGGAAGGUUUCUAGUCGGAGACGAAUUGUUAGGCCAGGGCAUAUCCAAAGCAUGAAAGAGCACCGAUACAAUUUUGGGAGGCCAGGGUCUGCCAGAGGAAGUUCAGCUGUGGCUGCAGGUGUUCAGCUGCCUAUGAACCAUGUACCAAAUGUACCAGCCUUAAAUAACUUGAGCAGUUCCAUGAGUCCAUCUAGGCCAGAAGCACCCCAGUCUUCCCCCUCCACCAUGAGUGUGCCAUUGGAGCACCCCGUGGGUACCCAUCAAAACACAGCAUUCCUCAGGGAAGAGGGGGAGAAAAAUAGUGCAGGGCAAAAAGCUGCUCCCACAGUCACACCUGUCACUGCAAAGGACACUGCCACUGCUGCAGCCAGUGGAUUGGGCAUCGUGGGUUUGAAGCCAACAGCUGCACUUGUCAAUACUCCUCAAACCAACACCAGAGUCACCAAAAGUAAAAUACCCAGAGUGGGAGGAAGGAGAGGUCAGAGGAGGAGGAGGCCUCCCAAAACACCUGCCCCACAGCGUGUGGCUGCAGCCCGCAGCACUGCAGCCAGCACAGCCACUCCCCCAGGGACAGCUCUCCCAUCACCAGCUGUGCCUCCCAGCCUCGCACCUGCAAAACCUCUCCCUGGGAGCGUCAGUGCAGUCUCCAGGACCAACACAGCAGCACUGGGGAUCCCUGACAGUCCUGAGGCAGCUCAGCACAGGCCCACGGCAGCCACACAGACAUCAGCAACCCCGGGCACCUUCAGGAACACCCAGACAGCAACGUCCCUGCCUGGCACUGUGACUGCUCUGAGCCCCACCAGGGCACUCCAAACCACACCAGUCACACAGGGGAACACCCAGCUGGCCACGUCACCAGCUGCCAGUCCUGCCCAGACCCCCACCAUGGGUCUCCAAACCUCACCAUGGCUGGAUGAGUCCCCCGGUGCCACUCGUGCCCCACCUGCUGCAGUCAGUGCCACGUCAGGGCCGGUACCUGCCGAGCCCAUCACAGCCACUGCCACGGCAGGAGAGAAACCUCACCUGGAAGUGGAGGAGGGGGCUGUGCAGGAAAACCAGGCAGCACAGCCCACCCUCCCGGCGGGAGCCGUGCCAGGCACCCCUGCUGCAGUCACCGCUCCCACCCGGGCGCCCUCCCCUCGGCCAGCCCUGCCCGCAGCCGCCCCGCGGGGGCACGGCCAGCCCCAGCCCGGGGCACCUCCCGAGGGCACAGGGAGGGGGAACACGCUGCAGUCACCACAAACCGCAUCUCCAGGGGCAAGGGACAGCUCUGCCAGAGCCUGGUCUGAAAGGGGACAGGAUCAAGACACCACCACCAUCCCCAGUCCCAUCACCUUAGGUGCUGCAAGCAGAAACCAUUUUUCAAAGCCCAGAAUAGUCGGAGGGAAACUGGCUACUUUCACUCUGCUGGUGAAUUCUGAUGCUCUUAUUCCUUGUGAAGCUACUGGGAACCCCCCUCCAACAAUACAGUGGACCAAGAUACCAUCAGGGCGCGCUGCCGCGGGGCGCGGCGCUGCGGGCGGCUGGGCGGUGCUGCCCGACGGGACGCUGUCCAUCGCGGGGGCCGGCCCGCAGCACGCCGGGCUCUACCUGUGCACGGCGGCCAACGCGCUGGGCGCCGAUCGCCUGCUGGUCACGGUGGCCGUGCCGGCGCAGCCGCCGCGCAUCGCCCGCGGCCGGGCGCGGCCGCCGCCGGCGCUGUCCGGGGGCCCCGCGGCGCUGCCGUGCCGGGCCCGGGGCAGCCCCGCGCCCCGCAUCGCCUGGCUGCUGCCCGACGGCUCCCGCCUCUCGCCCGGCGCCGGCCGCGGCAGGGCCCGCGUGGGGGCGGACGGCACGCUGCUGAUCCGGGCGGUCUCCGUGCACGACGGGGGCCUCUACACGUGCCUCGCCGAGAGCCCCGCGGGCACCGACACGCUGGCCGUGACGCUGCGGGUCGUGGCGGCCCCUCCCGCCGUUCUGGAGGAGAAGAGACAAAGCGUGGCCGGGACGGCGGGGGACAGCCUGACGCUGCCCUGCACGGUGCGGGGGCAGCCCGAGCCCAGCGUGCACUGGGUGCUCCCCGACGGCACCGCCGUGAGGCCCCUGCAGCGGCUGCGCUCGGGACUGCUCCUGUUCGCCAAUGGCUCCCUGCACCUGGGCCGCAUCGCCCCCUCCGACAGCGGCAGCUACGAGUGCAUCGCCACCAGCUCCACGGGCUCGGACAGGAGGGUGGUCACCCUCGAGGUGCAGCACAGAGACACGCUGCCCAAAAUAGCCGUCGCCUCUCGAGAGCUGACUCGGCUGAAUUUCGGGGAGAGGUUGCUCCUGAACUGCACGGCAAGUGGGGAGCCCAAGCCCAGGAUAAUCUGGAGGCUGCCCUCCAAGGCUGUUGUGGACCAGUGGCACAGAAUGGGAAGUCGGAUCCAUGUCUACCCCAACGGAUCCUUGGCCAUUGAGGCAGUUACAGAAAAGGAUGCAGGUGAUUACCUGUGCGUGGCAAGGAACAGAAUUGGGGAUGAUCUGAUACUGAUGAAAGUCAGCAUCACGAUGAAGCCAGCCAAGAUUGACCACAAGCAGCAGUUCAAGAAACUGGUGCCGUACGGGAAGGAUUUCAGAGUGGACUGCAAGGCCUCAGGGUCGCCCACACCAGAAAUAUCCUGGGGCCUGCCAGACGGGACAGUGGUGAACAACGCGAUGCUGGCGGAUGACAGCGGGCACAGGGCUCGCAGGUACGUCCUCUUCGACAACGGCACGCUGUACCUCAACAAGGCUGGGGUGGCUGAAGGGGGAGAUUACACCUGCUACGCCCAAAACUCUCUGGGGAGGGAUGAGAUGAAGAUCCACGUCACGGUCAUCGUGGCAGCCCCUCAAAUAAAGCACAAUUACAAGACACACGUUACCGUGACAGCUGGGGACACAGCCCUGCUGGACUGUGAGGCUGCUGGAGAGCCCAGGGCUCAGAUAUUCUGGGUGCUGCCUUCCAGGGAGGUGCUCUCCUCCUCCACAGACCGGCACUGGCUGCACGCCAAUGGCUCCCUCUCCAUCGGCCGCGCCGGCCUGCCGGAUGCCGGGGAGUACCUGUGCGUGGCCCGGAACCCCGGCGGGGACGACACCAAACUCUACAGGCUGGAUGUGGCUGCCAGGCCCCCCACCAUCAACGGGUUAGACAGGAACAAAACCGUCAUGAAGGUGACGGCAGUGAGGCACUCGAAGAAACACAUCGACUGCCGGGCAGAGGGGACACCUCCCCCUCAGAUUAUGUGGAUCAUGCCUGACAACAUUUUCCUAACAGCCCCGUAUUACGGGAGCAGGAUUGUGGUGCACCAGAACGGGACACUGGAGAUUCGGAACAUCAGGCCCUCGGACACGGCGGAUUUUAUCUGCGUGGCACGUAACAAGGGGGGAGAGUCUGUGCUGGUGGUGCAGCUGGAAGUCACAGAAAUGCUACGGAGACCAAUGUUCAAAAACCCUUUCAACGAAAAAAUAAUAGCAAAACCUGGGAAAACGAUCACACUGAACUGUUCUGUGGAUGGAAACCCUCCCCCAGAUAUAAGCUGGAUGCUGCCCAAUGGCACUUGGUUUUCCAGCAGCAUCAGGACACCCCAGUUUUUCACGGGAAGCAACGGGACCCUGACCAUCUACAAUCCUGACAGGCACCACGCCGGGCGCUACCGCUGCGCCGCCCGGAACCAGGUGGGCUACAUAGAGAAGCUGGUGGUCCUGGAGCUGGCCCAGAGGCCCAGCAUCCUCACCCUCCCCGCAGGGCUGGUGAGGGCCGUCAGCGGGGAGCCUCUGUGGCUGCACUGCCUGGCCGAGGGCAGCCCCCGGCCCCGCGUGGCGUGGACGCUGCCGGGGGGCCGCGUGCUGGAGCGGCCGCAGGCCAGCGGGAGGUUCCUGCUGCUGGAGAACGGCACCCUGCUCAUCCGGGCAGCCACGGCCCAGGACGCGGGGAAUUACCUGUGCAGGGCCCACAACGACGCCGGGGACGCCUCCCUCACCACUCCUGUGACAGUCACAGCCUACGCCCCGCGGAUCGUGGGCAGACCGCCCCCAGCCAUCCACACCGUGCCAGGGGCAGCGGUCCAGCUCCACUGCAUCACGCUGGGCAUCCCCAAACCAGAAAUCUCCUGGGAGUUACCCGACCGCUCCAUCCUCUCCACAGCUCACCAGGGCCGGGGCUCCGGGGGUGAGCUGCUCCACCCCACGGGGACUCUGCUCCUGCAGAACCCCUCCGGCUCCGGCACGUACAAGUGCACGGCCAGGAACACCCUCGGCACCGACACCGCAGUCACCUACGUGCACGUCCUCUGA
Molecule: messenger RNA, 7648 nt
Organism: Prinia subflava (tawny-flanked prinia)
Lineage: Eukaryota; Metazoa; Chordata; Aves; Passeriformes; Cisticolidae
Gene: IGSF10
Product: immunoglobulin superfamily member 10
Exons: 7
Coding region: 272-7648 (2458 amino acids)
Molecular function (GO): protein binding
Source: RefSeq, a predicted model, not a curated record